Leishmania major strain Friedlin is the source of this 150-nucleotide messenger RNA. RefSeq lists its product as hypothetical. The record is from RefSeq and is a predicted model, not a curated record. Lineage: Eukaryota; Euglenozoa; Kinetoplastea; Trypanosomatida; Trypanosomatidae. Bases 1 to 150 code for a protein of 49 amino acids. The transcript has a single exon.
AUGUCGUCCCGCCAGGGUGGUAAGCAGAAGCCGCUGAAGCAGCCCAAGAAGGAGCGCGGUGAGAUGGCCGAGGAGGACAUAGCCUUCAAGCAGAUGCAGCGUGAGCAGAAGAAGGCCGAGAAGGAGGCGAUCGCAAAGAUGAAGAAGUAG